Messenger RNA from Pundamilia nyererei, 1234 nucleotides. RefSeq names its product adenosine receptor A1-like. Gene Ontology annotation, cellular component: synapse; dendrite; plasma membrane. NCBI's taxonomy places the organism in Eukaryota, Metazoa, Chordata, Actinopteri, Cichliformes, Cichlidae. The coding region runs from base 30 to 989 and encodes 319 amino acids. Gene Ontology annotation, biological process: G protein-coupled adenosine receptor signaling pathway. The record is from RefSeq and is a predicted model, not a curated record. The transcript is spliced from 2 exons. Gene Ontology annotation, molecular function: G protein-coupled adenosine receptor activity.
CUGCACACACCAACCAGACUGGACGCACAAUGAAGGAGGAAGACACUAUUUAUACCGUGGUGGAAGUGCUCAUUGCCGUUAUUUGCUGUCUGGGUAACAUGCUGGUAAUUUUGGCCCUUUGGAUCAGUAGAAACAUUCAGCAGACAACCUUCUGCCUUAUUGUCUCGCUGGCUGUGGCUGAUUUUCUAGUAGGUUGUGUGGCAAUACCAUUGGCUGUAGUGGUGGAUGAACGAGUGAAGACUUCAUUCAAGACCUGUCUCUUCAUCAGCUGUGUGGUCAUCCUGCUGACUUUUGUUUCAGUUCUGUGCCUUGCAGCUAUUGCUGUAGACCGUUUCCUCCGGGUGUGUAUCCCUAUCAGGUACAAAAGGACUGUAACACACAGACUCUCUUGUUGUGUGGUAGCAGCAUGUUGGUUUGCUGCAAUUCCUCUCAGCUUUACUCCUAUGUUUGGAUGGCACGAGAAUGAAACUUUAAAUUAUACAACUUGCAAGUUUACAGAUGUCAUCCCAAUGUCAUACCUGGUUUAUUUCAACUUUUUUCUCUGCACAUUGACGCCUCUGUUGGUAAUGACUGCUUUAUACAUCUAUGUGUUUUGCACAAUCAGAAGAAGCCUUCGAGACAAACCAGGGAGCCAUGCCCGAAAUUCUUACAAUUACUUAAGGAAAGAGAAACAGCUGGCGGGAUCUCUGUUUCUGGUACUGGCCUUGUUUGCCCUGUGCUGGCUCCCUCUCCACAUAAUGAACUGUAUUCAGCACUUUGGAAAUAGUGAGGUACCAAAACAAGCUUUUAAUGUUGGGAUUGUGCUCUCUCAUGCUAACUCAGCUGUCAACCCAGUUGUCUAUGCAUUCAAAAUACAAAAAAUCAAAAGAGCAUAUCUAAAGAUCUGGAAAGAGUGCAUUUCAUGUGGAACAGAAAAGCAGGAAUCACAGAUAAGCCAGACAACAGACAAGUCCAGCAGUAACAAUGAUAGUCUGGCCCAAAAUGAAUGAAGGCUGAUGUCCUUGUUUGAUUCUAUUUUAUUAGGGAUCAAAUUUGAUUGGCUUUUGAAAUGUAUGUAUUAAAACCAGUGACUUGAUGAUUACCUUGGUGUGUGUCAGGCCUAGAACCAAAUAUUAUAUUAUUUAGAUACUCAUAUGUUUGCUAGGUAUUCAGUUUUAAAUUUUCAUCCAUCCAUCUAUUCUCUUAUCCAAUUCAGGGUCACAAGAUCCCAGCUGUUAUAGGGAAAGGGGUGGCA